Passer montanus (Eurasian tree sparrow) is the source of this 3232-nucleotide messenger RNA. It is a transcript of the gene CIRBP, whose product is annotated as cold inducible RNA binding protein. The transcript has 7 exons. Gene Ontology annotation, molecular function: RNA binding. NCBI's taxonomy places the organism in Eukaryota, Metazoa, Chordata, Aves, Passeriformes, Passeridae. The coding region runs from base 251 to 778 and encodes 175 amino acids. Gene Ontology annotation, cellular component: spliceosomal complex. Gene Ontology annotation, biological process: positive regulation of mRNA splicing, via spliceosome. The record is from RefSeq and is a predicted model, not a curated record.
CGCGCCCCUGCUUUCGCCCCCGCCGUGGUUCAUUAAUAUUAAUGAGGUCCCGCCCAAUCAGGUGGUGCAGCGGCGGCAGCGCUUUGGUGACGUGUCGCCCCUCCUUGCGGCGGGGUUCAUCUGCAUAUUCAUAAGAUAGGCGGGAUGAGGCGCGGGCGUUUAUAAGGCGCCGCCCCGCCAGGCUCGCCGUACAUUUCGCUGAAGCUUUGAAGUGUUGUGUGGACCUCGCGCCGCCCGGCUAUCGGUCAGAAUGGCAUCAGAUGAGGGAAAGCUCUUUGUCGGCGGGCUCAGUUUCGACACCAAUGAGCAGUCAUUGGAGCAAGUCUUCUCUAAAUACGGACAGAUUUCUGAAGUCGUGGUGGUGAAAGACAGAGAGACUCAGAGAUCCAGAGGUUUUGGCUUUGUUACUUUUGAAAAUAUCGAUGAUGCAAAAGAUGCAAUGAUGGCCAUGAAUGGAAAGUCUGUAGAUGGGCGUCAGAUCCGAGUUGACCAGGCUGGCAAGUCCUCAGAGAACAGAUCCCGUGGCUACAGAGGGGGGUCCGCGGGGGGCCGGGGCUUCUUCCGCGGGGGCCGAGGCCGGGGCCGUGGCUUCUCCAGAGGAGGUGGAGACAGAGGCUAUGGCGGCAGCAGAUUCGAUUCCAGAAGUGGAGGCUAUAACGGCUCCAGAGACUACUAUAAUAGCAGGAGUCAAGGUGGCUAUGGAGACAGGAACUCAGGAGGCUCCUACAGAGACAGCUACGACAGUUAUGGUAAGUCCUGCUUCGAGCGGGAGCGCUGAGUCCGUGUGCUGUAGGAGCUCUGAACCUGCUGAGCCUGAGCCUGCAGCUGGGGCAGGCUCAGGCUGUGGACGUGGUGGUGCCGGGAGAUUCUAAUUUAAUGCAUGUGCAGGAGUUGCUCGGAUCUCAGGCAAAGCAAGUGUUUAAAAAAAAAAAAAAGGUGUUCCUGGAGCCCAAACUCGGCUGCCCUAACGCACUGACCCGCGGGUGGGGGAUCUCAGUAGCCAAGUAGCCGUAGCCUUGGAAUAAUGCAAAGGGAGUAAAAUGCUGGAACUUGUCUUUGCUUCAGUGCCUUUACAAUUGUGCCUGCUUCUUGUCCUCAGCUACACACAACGAGUAAAAAUCCUUCCUGACUCAAGAUCGUCCUUCCAAUGGCUGUAUUUAUAAAGAUUUUUGGAGCUUCGCUGAAAUGGUUAUUGUGUAGUACAUCUACUUCUAUUUUCACUUUUGUAGUAUUAUCAGUUCUGAUCUUGUCAUACACAGCCUGGCAGCUUCUGAGACAAGACUGUCUGAUUAGACUGUCUUGGAGAAAGCUCUGCUUUCAAGUGGUUUUAAUCUUUUUGAAAGCACUUCAGAUUUUAUUUUAUCCUCCAUGAAUGAGCCAAGGUGUUCGUUUUUGGUUGUUUUUUUUUUUAAGUUGGGGCCCCAAUUCAGUUUCUUUUGAGCUAGCAAGGACCUUGUACCAAUGUUCACUAGAAGCUGAACAAGCUGUGGACUUUUUUUCUUCUUUUAUUUUUUUUUUCAAGUGCAUUACCUUCGUCUUUUGUAACAUUCCUUUAGUGUAGCAAGGUAGGAAUGCAGCUUGGGUUCCGUUGGAAGGCAAACCACCUUGAUAUAUCUAAAGAGAAACGUGCUUGUAUGUUCAACCCGCAUAACGGUAUUUUUACUGUUGUAAUGAUGUAAAUGACCCAGAACUAGACUUGCAAACUUACCAUAAAGAGGUUCUUGAAAAUGUUUAUUUAUAUUGUCCUUUUUUACUGGAAGAAAUAUGCAUAUUCCAUUGCUGUUGUAUUUGAAGUGGUAAAGGAUUCCUGUAUACAGUUUUCUUUGGCUUUACGAAGCCUAUUAAAAGACCGUCUGAAAUGAACUCUGCUCCUGACAUUUACAUUUCAUUGCACAACACAACCCUUGGAGACGAAGAACAGUCUUGGGAGCGAGAGGAGGAGAUUAGGGACAGUGGCAGAGCUGGCCGGACGAUUGCCCGGGCGCUGGAAUUUAAAUCCUAAAAUCGGUCUUGACAUCUGAAUUGGCCAAGAAAUUUCACAUAAAGUAGUCAAAACUUGUCUGUAGAGGCUGGAAGUACAAACCUGAGGGCGUGCUAGGAGCGAAGUGCAGUUGGAGUGUUAGGAAGGCUAAAGGAUGUUUGCUCCAAAGCUGCUGUAGGCUACACUGGGAAGCUGUAGAGAAGAGCCAAGUGCUGUAGUCCCUGGGCUGUUCCCUGCGUGCCGAGCGCGUGUGCGAUGUAGGGGAAUGCCGGGCUUAGCUUAGCUGUGUCAUUGCUUACAAGUUCUAAGAAUUCUUUGCUAGCAAAUGGAAACUGCAGUGUCCUUGGAGAAAAGAAGUGUUGUGCCUCCAACAGAAACCUCUGAGACGAGAGCUGCUCUCUUGGCUAGUUCAUAUGUGGAAAUAGUCCUGUAAUUCGAGGUAACUCCUUUUGCUCAUGUCCGCAUCCUUCCUCUUGUUGAGAGCUCAUUUGAAAGUCUAAUGUACCUGUGAAAUAUUCCUUUUGACAAUUUUGGUCAGCUGCUGGAAAAACGUUAACCCAUGCCGUAUGCAACCUUUGGCUUGUGGCACACCUUGAGUUCCACAGAUCAGAGUUGGGCAUGCAGCCGUGUCUUGCUGUAGGUACGGAAGCAAGAUUGGAACGAACUCCCUGACUCGAUAUGUGUUCAUCUAUUGAGACUCUUCCUAGACUUCAUUAAGUUGCUCACUUUAAUUGUAGCUUUCUUUGCCAUCCUACUUGUUGCCAUUAACUUUUUCCCAUGGCCCACACUUCCUAAGCAGCCAUGUCCAAGUGUUAACUCUCUGCUUAGGGGAUCCAAUCCAUGGCUGGCUGAGCACGGGCAGCAGCCGGCCCAGAACAGUUUUCCCAGACUGUGCUUUGUGGUGUGAUGGGUUCAGCGAUGGCUUGUGAGACCCUCGUGCGCUGUGAGCUGUGUGGGGAGGUUGGGGGCAAGAGCAGCCUCUGCCCUGGGCUCUUGUUAAUGCCUCUCUGCUUUAGCAGGCUGAAGGGACCCGGCACACGCCUCGGAGGCCCAGCGGAUCCUGAGCGACCAGAGCUGCGUUCCAGGGGUGCUGCAGCAAGUUUGCCAGCCAGCACUGAGACACGGCAGAGAAGACAGAAGGACAGACACUGGAGUGUGGAGAUGAAGAACUCAGAGCAGUGGUGUUGCUCAUUUUUACAUGAACCAAACCAGUCAAGACAGAAUAAAACACUGAAAUGUGGAAAAAACAAA